Oppiella nova is the source of this 4810-nucleotide messenger RNA. Lineage: Eukaryota; Metazoa; Arthropoda; Arachnida; Sarcoptiformes; Oppiidae. The record is from the annotation of a GenBank genome assembly.
UAUGUUCACCGGUUGUCCACCACUAAAACUACCGGUUCCUAUACCUACUGUUAAUAAUAAAUUUACGAUGACAAUGGACUGUAAUCAGGGUUGUGAUUGUACAACCAGUGUAUUCACACCGGUAUGUUCGGCAGACAAGUCCACCACAUACUUCUCCCCCUGUUUUGCUGGAUGUCGUCAAUUAAACGGGACAUCCGGGACUUUAUCCGGGUGUUCAUGUCUGGACACUGGAGGUGUGGCCACAACCGGCUAUUGUCAGAGCGAUACAAAUAAUUGCGAUAAACUAUUGCCGUAUUUACUCGUCAUAGGAAUCGCAUCCAUCAUAUCGUCCACCGCCAGGACUGAGCUGUUGAUCCAAAUGAUAAGAACUUUGCGAUGGGACUCAUUAAUGGCUUUCAUUCCGUAUCCGUUGAUAUUCGGAGCGGUAGUCGACUCGACGUGUUUGGUAUGGGAGGAGAAGUGUGGAAAGACAGGUAACUGUUGGAUAUAUGACCAGGAUAAGUUCAGGUACUACCUACACGGCACGGCACUGGCAUUCAUAUGUGUUGGCUCAUUAAUGGAUUUGGGCAUUAUUUAUAAUGCUAAAAGUAUUAAAAACUUUUACGACGACCCCACCGAUGAUAAUGAUGAACAAGAUAUUAAAAAUGGUAAAGAUAUUAAUAAUACCAGCAUGGACAGUGCGUUUGAAGGGUCAGGCGCUGAUGAUGACCCGUACGCCAGCACCUGUGGUAUGGGCUCGUGGCGACCCAAAUGGCUACAGAUGUUCGCCACUCCGACCUAUUUUGUGAUCAACUUCUCACUGAUAGGUGUCGUCCAGUCCAUGGCAGCCGUCUAUUACAUCACAUGUAUGGCCACAUUGGAGAAGAGGUUCGCAUUUGACUCGAAAUUAUCGGGUCUUAUAUUCAUCGCCGAUAACUUCUCCGACAUUCUGUUAAGUCCAAUUGUUGGCUACUUCGGCAAACGUGUCAACAGGGCUCGUAUGAUAGCAGCCGGUGAACUGGUUAUAGCCCUGUCCUGUUUCCUGUUAGCUCUGCCCUACUUUAUCUACGGGCCGGCCACACACCUACUACACGAUGACAGCCUACUGUCCACUACGUUAUCGGCCAAUGAGACCCGAUAUGAGUUGUGUCCGGCAAAUAACAACGACGGGACAGACUGUUUGACGGGAAAGUACUCGACUAAUUGGGUGGCAGUUGUGAUCCUUAUCUUUGGUAGCGCUACGAGAGGCGUGGGAUUUACGGCCUAUUUUGUGGUCGGACUGCCAUAUAUUGACGACUUCAUCAGCAAAAAUAGUUCACCACUUUAUAUGAGUUUCCUUUCGGCCGUCAGACUUAUAGGACCAGCCCUGGGAUACCUACUGUCCUCCCUAUGUUUGAAUGACCCAGGUAUAGAGCCCACUGACCCUCGUUAUGUGGGAGCAUGGUGGAUUGGAUUUUUAAUAACGGGUACAACGCUAACCAUCGCAACACUUCCUAUGUUUUUAUUCCCUAAAGAACUCAAGAAGACAAUUGAAAACAUGGAUAAUUCAAAACAAAUCACACAAAAACCUAAACAGAAUAUGAAAGGAAAGUUAGCUGCCCUCAAACGUAUGGUCAGUAACCCAUUCCUAAUGCUACAUAUGUUGGGCGAUACGCUACGAUAUAUGGGAACAUCCGGGUUCUUUAUGUUCAAGGCCAAGUACGUUGAGUCCCAUUUCCGAGUGUCCAGUUCCAGUGCCAGCCUAUUGACGGGAACCUCAUCUAUAUUUCCGAUGGCUAUAGGGUGUUUGUUAGGCGGCGCGAUGAUUAGCAGAUUUAAACCGCGACCCCGCACCCUGGUCACCUAUAUUUUUUUGGUGGGGCUAUUCUCGGCCGCAGGUGUGUUCAUUGCUAUGUUUAUGUCGUGCCCGUCCCUACACAUGGGACCUACACUUUUGCAAAAUGGUUCAAUGACUACGGGUUGCAAUCAGCCCUGUGAUUGUACUACCAGUGUAUUCACACCGGUAUGUUCGGCAGACCAGUCCACCACAUAUUUCUCACCAUGUUUUGCUGGAUGUCAUCAAAUGGACAAAAAUAACAAUACAUUAUCGGAGUGUUCAUGUAUUAGACAGUUAGAAGGAAUGCCUACAACUGGUUACUGCAAAAAGGAUGUUAAUAACUGCGACCAUAAACUAUACCCAUACCUAAUUGCAUUAACCAUUGGACAAAUAAUAUCGUCCACCGCAUGGACGGGUAGUAUGUUAUUCACUCUUAGGAGUGUGGAUGAGGAUGAUAAGAGCCUUGCGUACGGCAUCACCCUCUCAUUUAUGGCCCUUUUUGGUUUCAUGCCGUAUCCGAUAAUAUUCGGUGCGAUCACAGACUCGGCGUGUUUAGUGUGGGAGAGUAAGUGUGGUAAGCGGGGUAACUGUUGGAUAUAUGACCAGGACAAGUUCAGGUAUCGGUUUCACGGGACUGCCGUUGCGUUCAUGACUGUGGGCUCACUCAUAGACUUCGGGAAGAUUUUUCUGACCAAAUAUAUUAAAGACUUUUAUGACGACCCCAUCGCUGAUGAUACACAUAGGGAAAGGUCGGACAGUGCUGAUGAUGAUGACCCGUACCUCAACACGUGUGGUAUGGGCUCGUGGCGACCCAAAUGGCUACAGGUGUUCGUGAGUCCCACCUAUUUUAUCAUCAAUUUCGCAGUGAUCGGUAUAAUACAGAACUUUACCGCAACUUAUUUCAUCGCAUCCAUGAGUACUCUGGAGAAGCGGUUUGCCUUCGACUCCAAGAUAUCGGGGUUUAUAAUAAUUGCCGACAAUUUCGCACAAAUUCUGCUAAGUCCGAUCGCCGGCUAUUUGGCUAGUCGUUACAACCGGCCCCGUAUGAUAGCAGGGGGUGAACUGAUUAUAGCUCUGUCCUGUCUUCUCACAGCUCUGCCCUACUUUAUCUACGGGUCGGCCACACACCUACUACACGAUGAGAGCCUACUGUCCGCUAAAUUAACCUCAAAUCAGACUCGAUAUGAGUUGUGUCCGGCGGAUAGUAACGACGGGACCGACUGUUUAUCGGGAAAACACUCGACUGUAUGGCUGGCAGUGGUGUUACUAUGGAUCGGUAGUGUCAUGAGAGGCGUGGGGUUUACCGCCUUUUUUAUAAUCGGUGUCCCCUAUAUCGACGAAUCUGUCGGCAAAAACAAUUCACCCGUUUAUAUGAGUGCAUUGAUGUCGUUGAGACUAUUAGGGCCGGCCGGGGGUAUACCACGUAAUGACCCCCGAUUUGUUGGUGCAUGGUGGAUUGGCUUCGUAGUAAUCGCCAUCGCUUUAUCCAUUGUCUCAUUUCCGAUGCUAUUAUUUCCCAAACAAAUUAAAAAGACUAUUAAAACCUCAUUCACUACUAAACCAAAUAAACGAGGAAUGGUAGCCGCACUCAAACGUAUAUUUACUAAUCCAUUUCUAAUAACACAUCUGGUGGGCAGUACGUUAAGAUAUAUGGGAACGGGAGGUUUUUAUCUGAAUAAGCCAAAGUAUAUUGAGUCCCAUUUCCGAGUGUCCAGUGCCAGAGCCAACCUAUUGACGGGAACUACAUCUAUUCUACCUUUAGCCAUAGGGUGUAUGUUAGGCGGUGGGCUAAUUACCUGGAUAAAGCCACGUCCCCGUACCCUGGUCAUCUAUAUGUUUAUAGUGGAACUAUUCUCGAAUGCCGGUGUGUUCACCGGUAUGUUUACGGUGUGUCCGGCAAUUCAGUUGGCGCCGACACUUGUUCAUAAUAACGGAUUUACUAUGAAUGUCGGGUGUAACCAGGGAUGCGGGUGCACUACCCGGGUGUUCACACCUACUUGUUCAGCAGACAAGUCUACCACAUACUUCUCUCCAUGUUUUGCCGGUUGUAGUCUAAUGGACAGACAUAAUAAUACAUUAUCUGGCUGUUCGUGUAUUGGAGACUAUGGAGGAAUGGCUACCAAUGGGUACUGCGAAAAGGAUGUCAAUCACUGCGACAAUAAGCUAUACACUUAUUUGCUGGCGCGUGGACAGGCAAUAUUUUGCUUACAAUGCGGUUUCAUUCCCUAUCCAUUAAUAUUUGGUGCAAUUGUGGACUCGGCAUGUCUGGUGUGGGAGAGUAAGUGUGGUAAGCAAGGUAACUGUUGGAUAUAUGACCAGGACAAGUUCAGGUACUAUUUGCACGGUGCAGCAAUUGCAUUCAUGAUGGUAGGCUCGCUCAUGGAUCUGGGAUUGAUUUUUAUGUCCGGGUAUAUCAAACAGUUUUAUGACAGUCCCAUCACUGAUCAUAACGAAAAGGAUGAUAAACGUGUCAUUCCUAUGACUAGCGUUUCGUUAGAUACCGGUGCCGUUGAUAGUAAUGAUGCUAAUGAUAAACAUGACAAGUUCAGGUACUAUUUGCACGGUGCAGCAAUUGCAUUCAUGAUGGUAGGCUCGCUCAUGGAUCUGGGAUUGAUUUUUAUGUCCGGGUAUAUCAAACAGUUUUAUGACAGUCCCAUCACUGAUCAUAACGAAAAGGAUGAUAAACGUGUCAUUCCUAUGACUAGCGUUUCGUUAGAUACCGGUGCCGUUGAUAUUUUGUUUGCAAAACACAAUUUCAUUUUUGUUGUGAAAAACCUAACGACUCAACCAAACCCUACAAUGAAAGCCAUUCUCGCACUCGUUAUCAUCGCUGUGGCCAUAGCUGUGGUCACCUCUCAGUACGUCGUGGGAUAUGGCGGUGGAUACGGCUAUCCCUAUGGCGCGGCCCGUGUCGGCUACGGUGGCUAUUAUGGUGGUUACGCCGCACCAGCCGUUGCCUAUAGAUCACCCCUGGCUUACGGAUAUGGUGGCGCCCGUAUUUUAUUGUUUAACAAC